Messenger RNA from Mercenaria mercenaria, 8250 nucleotides. RefSeq lists its product as uncharacterized. The coding region runs from base 28 to 1212 and encodes 394 amino acids. Lineage: Eukaryota; Metazoa; Mollusca; Bivalvia; Venerida; Veneridae. The record is from RefSeq and is a predicted model, not a curated record. The transcript has 6 exons.
UCGAGGUGGAGCGUAGAGAAGGACGGAAUGAAAAAUAAAUAUGCUACCCGAAAGGGAGCUUUGUUUUUUGGGGUGAUUGUAUCAUCAAUAUGGAAAAUAGGAUCAGCGGAAGAAUGCAGUUUCGAGCCCGUGAAAUUGAGUAUUUUCAGAGAUGGCACAUCCAACGUGGAUGUGGACAUAGAAAAUCAGAUGGACCAUUUAGCGAAGAACAUUACUUCGGGAGUUCCCAACGAAUCCACUAUCUUCGUUAACUCACUAGGUGAUCAAGUAGUCGAGCUUGUUUCAUUUAACAAAACAGGUCUUGAUUUAAGCUGGGUAAAAAAAUGGUCCAUUCGCAAAGAAGUGAAACAGUUUGGUGACACUCUAUCUGCCCUAGCCUUAAGCAAUGAAUUAAAUGCAAGAUAUUCCGUCAAUCAGUAUAAAUCUAGAGCAGAAAUGGUAAUUUUACUAGUCAGUGACACAAGCAAACUAGACGCUCUUCCUAGUUUACUUGCUAAAAAGAAGACCUUUGUUGUGGUAUUUGGGUCUUCUAUUCCGAAUAUCUACAACUCCACAGCAAGUCGCGAGGAUCAUCUGUACCUCGUUAGAAACAAGGAUGAACUUGAAGCGGUCACUGUCAGAAUACUGGAACAGCUAGCGUGUGAUUCCAGAUUCUACUGUGACACGGAUAUGUACAGUCUGAAGAAAGGUUCUAGGUGCAAAAACUGUUCCGUUCCUUGUGGCGAUGAUCUAACAAAGCGAACAAAAACCUGUGAAACACGAUGUCCGUUUAUACGACGGACGUCCAGUAAAGAAGAUCUGGAACAGAAACCGAGUAUGUCACCAGUUGCGGAAGUAGACACUGUUAUAGAAGACAAUAAAGAGGUGGUGGUAGCUGUCGUUAUUGGCGUUUUUUGCGUUUUUUGCGGUCUUCUUAUAUUCGGUAUUGUAUGGUGCAUGUACAAAAAGCAAAAGAAGCGUCCGCUGACACCAGUCCCUUCGGAAGUUACUCUGCCAAAAACCCUAGCACCCAUUGGACUAGACUUUGACAAAAUGCCGGUUGAAGAAAGCGGAAUGGUAAGGAUGCUUCAUCACAAGAACAAGCAACAUUACUGUCCGAUGUCCAAUCCGCCCAGACAGAUGUACAUGAUCCGACCCAGAGAAAGAGUGAAGGUGAAGCAUCGAUUAAUUCUGCUGAAGAUGUGGAUACAUGUAACAUGGUAUUGCCCUUAAAGGACAAACGAACAAUGGACCUGAAUGCACACUAUUCCGGGGAGAAUGUGGUUUUCUUGCACAAAUCAAGAAGAGGAGAGGGAGCAAGGCCCAUAACUGGUCAGGAAGAAGCGUAGAUUAAUCGUUGGUCAUUUAUAAUGACAUCGUAUGUAAGACAAAACUAUACAAACCUUGAUUUUCAGCAUUCCCUAAUCGAUGAGAUUUGAUGGUUGUAAAAGAGCUUUACUAUGUGUAAGCCUCAUAUUCGAUUGCUUUAUGAACAGAACUUUUGAUAAUAACUUGCGUGUAACAUGUAUGAUAUAUUACUCAUGUAUAUAAGUUGUUUGCAUUAAAUGAGAUACUGAUUUCUCAGUAUUUAGUAACCACUGUUUUUGGAAAAGAAUUCGAUAUCAAAUGGAAAGAAAUUUUUAAGACAGAAAAUAUAUUUUCAGUAAUUAUUAAUAGAAAGUAAUGCAAGUAUAUAUAUUUGUAUUCCAGUAGUUAUUUACAAAAGUGCACAUAAAAGCGAUGUGUACUAGUACAAAUAUGAUUUAAAACAGAUUGACUCGGCCUGGUAUAAAUCAAACUUGAAAAAUAUGAUUAUUUGCAUGUGACUGACGUUAUUUUCUGUCAUAAAAUAAGUCAUUGGGGGGGGGGGAGGAAUGGACGAAUCGUGUGAUGGCGCGUGCGUCUGUCUGUCCGUCUUUGUGUCCAGAGCAUAACUUUAUAACCAUUUAAGGUAUUGACUUUAAACUAAGCAUGUAGGUAGAUGGUGGUGAGACGACGUGCAGAGCGCUUUAACCGGCUCAAGGUCAAAAGUCAAGGUCACAAAUUGAGCUCAAAGGUCAAAACUGUCCAUAUUUUGUUCCUGGACCGUAACUAAAUAAUCAUGCAAGGUAUUGACUUCAAACUUGACUUGUAGAUAGGUGGCGAUGAGACAAUAUACAGAGCAUUAAAACCGGGCGUGUAAGUCAAAGGUCAAGGUCAUAAAUUGAGCUCAAAUGUCAAUUUGUCCGUUUUAUUUCAUGUCCGGAGCAUAGCUUAUUAACCGUUCAAGGUAUCGACUUCAAACUUGGCAUGUACGUAGGUAGUGAUGAGACAAUGUGCAGAUAACACGAACCCCGUUUGCAGGUUUAAUGUCCAGGCCACAGACUGAGCUCAAAGGUCAAAUCUGUUCAUCAUAUUUAGUGUCCGCAGCGUAACUAAUUAUUAAGCAUGCAAGGUAUUGACUUCGGAUGUAAGUAGGUGGUGAUGAGACUAUGUGCAGAGUGCAUGAACCAGAAUGGUAGGUCAAAGUUCAAGGUCACAGCAAGGUCAUAUCCGCCCAUCAUAUUUCGUGUCCAGAGCAUUACUUAAAAUAUCAAAAGUAUUGACUUGAAGCUUGGAAUAUAGGCAGGUGGUGAUGAGACAAUGUGCAUACUGUAACAAUUUACAUUACACUCCCAGUUAACCCCCUUCCCCCCCCCCCCACCCCACACACACACAAUAUAUAUAUAUAUAAUUCGUUUAGUUUCUUGCCCUUUCGUAUCUUGUCAUCACCACCGCAAACACACACACACACACACACACACACACUCUGCUUCCGCCCACCCAAUCCCAACACCUCCCUGAAAAACAAGGGUUUUUUUUAAAAAUAUUGCUUCCGUCCUCCUCUGAUAUACCCGUCGGGCGUAUAUUGCCCCGCUUGGUGGAGCUCUUAUUGUUUUUAUCUUAAGGCAUGGAUCUUGCAUCCUAAAGAUUCAAAUCAAUAGGCUGAGAAUACUUUGACUGAUUGCCUGAACAUUCAUAUGAUGACUGUAUAGCUAAAUAGGAGCCCAGUCUAUCAUUUGGGGUAUACACGCUUAAACACAAUGGUUAUUUUUACAGGACAUAAUGUAAGAAUAUAUAGUCAGAAGUUAACGAAAACUCAAUACAACAAGGUCCUUUUAGUGAAAGUCUGAGAAAUCUUUAUCUCAUUCUGCUGAUUUUAUAGUAAUAGUGGAAAUGUUUUGAAAUAUAAUCUGUACUCUGUUUAUAUUGUAAAUACAUGUUGAAUGAUACUUUAUUCGAAUGCAAGAAGCUGCUGCAUCAUUCAAUCUUUCAAACUGCCAUUCAAACGUUUUUGUUCCACUUAGAGUACGUGUUUAUUAAAGUUUUUGAAAGAAUAUUAUUAUUUUCCAUUUUAUAUAUUAAUAUAAUGAUUAGAUUCUGAAGAUAUAUAUUAUUCUAACUAUUUUUAUACAAAGACAUUGAAUAUGAUAGUAAUAUACUCAGGUUGCUUUCUCAAAACUUUAUAUAUAUUACACCAAUUUACAGUUGUUCUUUUAUCAUUGCUAAUCAGAUUUGAAAAUAAGACACUAACCAACAAAACAUUUGGAUGGCAGUUAUUUUCCAGCACCUUACUGUUAUUCCCAUCUCCUCAAUUCAUAAAGUUUAUUGGUAUGCAAGUUCUUCUUCUACUUCUUUUUCUUUAGACCUGUCUUAUCUCUUUGUUAUAGAAUGCUGGAUUUAUUGUAGACUUUUAUCGUAUUUCGUUUUAAUUAAGAACCAUUAAAUAUAUGGGGGCAUUCAGUUUUUUUUAAGAUGGACAUAAUGGUGUGAGUUGUGAUAUGAUAUUGUGUAUACCAGGAAGAAAGUGAUGUUUGUUUGUUGAUGGAUGAAUGUAUGUCCAAUCUAUACUUUGCUUUUUGAUUUUUGUAUCAGGAAUAAGUUAUGUUUAAGGGGUAUUUAUCAAAUAUAGAUCUUAAUACAUACCUUUAGGAAAGUUGAACGAUUUCAACUAUCUGAUUCCAAUUAAUAUGCAAUAACGUCAAAAUAGUGUGCACAGGCAGACUGAGACAGUUCUAUAAAAUGAAUUACGACAUUUACUUUAAAAUUAGAUAAUCUUUAUCAAAAUGUAUAUAUCGGGCAUUUAAAAAUAACCGAAUGAUAGAAAACAAGAUAUUUGUUAACACCUUUACAGAAGGCUGAAUUUUAUCUUUUUCUUUUUUCAAAUCAUUACUGUUGUAUUUUGCUAAAAGAUCAUAUCAAAGAGUAUACAUAAAUACCGUGUACAGGUGAUCUCAUUCUUACUUAAGCGCUGUGAGUAAGUCCGUUUAUGACAUAGACUAAAAAAGCUAAUACAUUUUUAUUUUUAUAUCUGUUACAUAAUAACACAAAUAUAAAGCAAUUUGUAGUAUAGAUUUAUAAUUGCCCAGAAAAAUGUCCAUUGUGUCGUUUCUUUCGGCCUUUCGACUUCGAAAGAAAUUGGCAAUUAAUUUUUACAGUAGUUUUAAAACGAUUCCAUAGUUUGGCUGGUAACAAAAUACUUAAAUACUGAUUUUCAUGUAGAUCGUUUGUGUUAACACUAUUUGAAUGGUUUUGAAAUAUUUCGAUGAAUAUGGUACUUGCAUUCGUUCAGGUUUCUUAAAGGCACAUAUUACGAUCUAUACUUGAAGAAUAUUAUCUUAAAUAUGAGUUAUCCCAACUUUAUGUCAGUGAGGAGAUGGGUUAUGUGGUAAUCAUACAUGUUUUAUUAUUACUGAUGAGAGUUUGUUCAAUUUAUUUUUGUUAGGAGGAAUGUGUUUGAUUCGAAGUGGUUAUGUCUAAGAAGUAAAUGUGGUAUGAAUAUGAGUUUGAUAAUUUUCUCAUAAAUUUACUCUACAUUUCAUGUAUUUGUACUGAUAUCAUUGUUUAAUUCUUACAUAUUAAUGUCCUCGGUUUCAAAAGCCAGGAAGGCAUGUACUGUUUGAUCUGUACGUCCGUAAGUUCGUCGGUCACACUUGUAUACUCAACUCCCCUACAAUUUUAUUCUAUUCAAAUGAAACUCGGUAUAUUUCACCAACAUGAAGCAGAAAUGCAUAACUGCAUAUAGUAUAGAGACUUCCAUGUCAGACUUUUUUCUUCCCGAGCCCUUUUUGAACUUUGAAACGUCGUUUUAUCAAGCGUUUUCAGGAUACAUAAUUAUAUCAUUAUUUGAAUUAAUUUUGAACAGCAGCCUACCACCAAAUCAUCAUUAAUGUAAACAUUACUGUACUUAUACAUUGAAAAUAUAAUUAGUGAUCUAUAUCAAGAGUCAGGUUUUGAUAGUGCGAAAAUGUUUUCUGUAUGCAGCCUUUUCCAUAUCACAGCAUCCUUGGAUUAUACUCUAUUUUGUUCAGACGGCCCAGUUUAUUAGAGGCAACCAGAAUUAAAAGUAGAAAAGGCUUUAAACAAUUUCUCAUGAACUGUAUGAGACAUUUCCGCUAAUUUUGGUCUGUUGUAUCCUUGGAUAAAACUUUUUAAAUUUUAUCUAAAUGUUUACGCUUGACUAAAGAUAGGAGCUGUCAUAAAAUGUUUAAACAAUUCGUGCUCAUGAUCUUUACGGAUCAAACCUGGUCUAUUGCACCCUUGGUUGGACCUCUCUCAUAUUUGAUGUAUUGGUUAUGCAUUUUGGGGCGUCACAGCAAAAGAAAAAGAAAAAAGCUUCAGAUUACUUUUAAUAAACUAAAUGGAUGUUCACUGAACUUGGCAGAAGCAAUGUCAAAAGGUUCAAGUCCUCUUCAGGUGAGCGACUUAGGCCAUUUGAGCUUUUUGCUGCCAAAAAUAUAGCGACGAAUAAUUACUGUUUUAAUGUUAAUUAUUUUCUGAAGGGUUUUAACACUUCAAGCAUCCAAAGGUACAAUGUUAAUAUAGUGUUUUCAAACAUUUCAACCGAGUGUAAAUUUAUUUACACUUGACAAGUGAAUGUCAUUAGUAAAUCAUUUUUGUUUCGCGGUGCGCCAUAGAACUAAAUUACCAAAGCUUUGUGAUUUCCUAAUCUGCCCGUUUAGCUCAGUUGGGGAGGGUCGCAGGUCGUGAAUUCGAUCCCCGGGCGAGGCGGAUGUUCUCCAUGACGAUUUGAUAGACAUGUCUAAAAAUCAUUCGUCUUCCAUCCCUGAUUCAUGUGGAAAAAUGACUGUUACUUGCAGAGAGCAGGUUAGUACUGGUACAGAAUCAAGGAACACUGGUCUGGUAAGGCUUAACUUGUAUGCACAUUUGCUUAUUUCGCUCAUCUGAAAGUGGAUAUUUAAACUGUUCUAUUUUUGUACAACUAAUGUAGUCAAAUUCAUGUGAAAAAAAGUUACAAGCUAUUAUUGCAGUAUGUAUUUUUUAUUUUCUGUAUAUCACUGAGUUUUGUAGACAUUCUCACCGUAUUAUUCAAAAAGAAAUUCUUAAUGUAUUUAUUUGAUGCAGAGUAUUCAGUCCUUUUUUCUUUUUCUUUUGAAAUUCUUGAAAGCUUUAUUCAGAUGAGGAAAGAAGCGCCAUACGCUUCGGCCAAAUAUUGCAUUUACAAUACCUGUUCAAAAGAACAUUUAAGAAAAUUUGCUAAAAAUUAAGAUUAUACAAAUGUAAAUAAAACACUGUUAGCCAAAAACAAAGUUGUUCGAAACUUUAACAGUUGAUUAAGCUAACAGUCGAUUAUCUUUUAAAGUAAUAUUUCGACAUUUUAGAAAACUUAGAAAAACAAAUGUAUGGCUUAAGGGUUAUGAACACUAAAACGUCUUUACAGAAAAAUUGAAACAUCUUUCUAGUGUUUCCCAUCAAAACUAGUAUUUUGACUCAAAAUUUAACAGGCGAUUAGUUUAACAGUCUGUUAAAGUUUCGAACAACUGAGCUCAGCCAUGCCUCCUUUCAGUUGAGUUACAUUCCCUUGAAAAAAUCUGCAUUUUUGGAGAUUUGCUUUCUUGUAACAUUGAAGUAUCAAACGCAUAUAAGUAUGAGCAAGAGUAUGUUUUCAGUUUCGUUUUUUUUUUUUUUUUUUUUUGAAUGACUGCUUUUGGCAUGUAUCUCUUAGCUUUAUCUGUUAUCUGUGAAGAAGUCAAGCAUUUUUUCCCCGACAAACUUGAAAUUGUAGUUAAUUCUCGAAUCUCGGAAAGCCUAAUCACUGAGCCCAAUUUUAGGAAAUAAAUUGAAACGUUUUAAUGUUUUACGCAUAAAUUGUUUGUCUGACUGCAUAUACGUAUAAUUCUGUGUUUUAAGAGAUGUUGAGAUCUCACACAGGUACCUGUCUACCCUUAACUUUUCAUUUUAUUCUAGAACGUGUAAGAUUUUUGAUGUAAUAUAGCAUUUUUCGCACAAUUUAGCUAAAAUAGUAGGGCCUUCAAUACCUUUGUUGAGAUUUCAACCUGUCUAUAUUGCAGUGUGUGUGUGUGCGCGCGCGUGUAUGCGUGCUUGCGUGUGUGCGCGCGACACGAGCUCACAAAAACGUACUUCAAGUCAUAUAGAAUUCAAUGGAUUUUUUAUUUGGUACAUAAGAAAUUUCUCAAAUUAUUUGUGUCAAUUCAUAAAUUUUAUAUGGAACAUUAGGGUAAGAAAGAUUCAGCAUAAUUAUUAUACUUAUCCGUAUUAGAAUUAUAGCGAUUUUUACAUAGUUAUUAUUUUUAUUAAGUCUAUAUUUAUAGUCCUUUUUUUCCAUUGGUUUACGUCGUAUCAAGACGUAGACGGAGCCACAAAAUCAUGUUUUUGACCUGCAUUGAUAUCAUAACAUUUUCACGUCAUAAGAUUGUGACGCCUUACAAAGUUUUACACCAAAACCAGGGUCAAAAAUGUCAAAACGCUGUUAAUGUUUGGAUAUGAUUAACACUUUUUUCUCAACUCAGUUCGAGAGUCGUUAGAUUUAAUAGCAAAACAUUUGUUACCUUUUAGGUUCGGUAAAAAUGUGAAUUUAUCGACUUAAGAAAAGUGGUAUCAACUUUGGGAUAUGUCAUCUGUCAAUACCAUUUUUUGGAGGUUUAUACAUCUUUAUGCCAGCCGUACUGAAAGGGAAUAAUUAUAGAAUGUCAGUAAAAAAUAUUUUCUACAUGUGUGCUGAACAUGAUUAAGUAAUUUUAGAAAAGUAUAUUUAACAAAACUGAUAACGUUCUCUUGUUAAUGAAUAAUAUACAUGUAGUACUUUUAGAACUGGCAAUUAACUAUACCCCGGUAAAUGUACGAGGAACACAAGUUUAAAUUACAAAAUACUUGACUUGAAAUACGGAUUUUGUGGGUUCAACUAAGUAGACUUAAUUGUAUAUUAUUUUCUAAUUAUGUUUUGUGUGUGUGAAAUGCUUAUUUUAUAUACUCAUUAAAAUAUUUAAGAUA